UUAGGGUUCCUUUCACGUUGUGAAUGUUACACAUUCGAAAUUCUCCUUUACAUCUUGUUUCGAUUCCCAGGUGUUAAAUUACACCAUGAGAGAAGGAGAAACAGCUAGCACCAGUGUUCCAAGUUUGUGCUUAGAUAAUUGUCCAAGCUCUGAGGAUGAACCAUUGUAUACUGUUGCCAAAGGAGGGGAAUAUUCCGCCCGCUCAGAUUCAACAAUCAGCUGGGGAACAGAAUCGUCGGAAAACUCAAGUCGUAAUUUGUCUAUACGUCCAGCUGUAUAUCCACCUUGGGCAACACAUCUGCCAUUAACGUCUUUCAACAACACGGAAAGCAGAGAAGUAGUACGCACUUCUGAGGAUAACGAUGAAGAUUUAUCUUCGUCAUGUGGCGAUAUUACUCAGCGCAUGUGUUCCGAUCUCGAAAAACUGUGGCGAAAAGAAUCAGCUUGUAAAGCCCCUGAAUGCGAGAAUACCACUCCAAGAAAUCAAACAUCACGUAGUUUCAGUAGUAUGGUUACACCUAAGCAGUUGAUUGACUACUCAAUCCGUCAGGCACCAGGUCUUUCAAGACCAAGCAAUCAGUAUUUAGAUCAUUUAAAAAUUAUUAAUGAUGUUCAAACUAAUUUCAAAAAUAGAAUUUGGUUUACUGCACGUCUCCUUGUGUUCAAUAUGGAUGAUAUAUCAAAUGAAAAACAAUUUAGACAGACAAGCGAUAUGGAUUGGACUAAUUCAUUAUCUUCAUUUGCUUUACGUAAAUUCAUUGGAAUAGCCUUUCCAAAUGAUUCUACAUGGGCCUUAUAUGAAGAUCAUAAGAUAGGAGUUAGUUCUAAACCAUUACCAUUUCUACGUCGAUCAUUGUAUCACUGUGUAUGGGGAGCAAGGAAUGGUCAGGUGUAUUUACCAGAAAUUGAUUUUUUCCCUGGAGCAAUAUUAUUUAUUCGUUAUUCAGAUAACCAUAAUCCACCUAAUCCAUUAAAACAGUUUUUGCAUCACACUGGAAAUAUUCUUCGCAUUCUUAUCACUGGAGUAGAUCGACUAAGUAAACUUAAUGCAAUUGAAUCAGAAUUAUCAAGACAGAAGGUACCCAAAGAACAGUGGUUUUCUGUAAUGGCAAAACUUCAUGUCGCACGUUUAUUAAUCAGGCCGAGAUAUAUGAUGGAGUUGUUUAAAUUACAAUGUUUAUGGCGUCAAGAGUUACGAAAACGUAAUAGUCCCAUUGAAGCCUACUUAAAUUUACAUUUAUACUACCGAAACUAUAUAAAAAGUAACAAACAGCUGAUGGGUGAUACUACUACUAAAAAUAACAAUAACCUUUCAAAAGAAGACGAAUUAAAUAUAAAGAAACAGUUAAUUCGUAAAAUAUUCGAGGAUGGCUUAAUAUGGUUUAGACUUUCAGGACUAGACAAAACAGAGAACUUAGAUUUAUUAUGGAACGCGUUAGAGGCUCAUUCAGGUUUCAAUGGAAUUAUGCAUUUCGCAGAUUACAUUUCACUUGUUUUUGGAGAAUUACCUGAAUUUCAUCGUACACUAGUUAAGAAAGUAAGCAGUUUCCGACACAUUUUUUAGUAAAGAAUGAGUAAACUAUCAAAGUAUCCAGUUUGGGGUUUUAAUUCGCAUUUAUUGAUAUAUCACUGAAUAGUGAUCUCUGUUUAAAGAGGACAUUCGGUUAUUGUCAAGAUAGCUCCCACCUGCAGAAAACCCAAGCCUGCAAAAGCUUGUUGAACUUGUUUAUGGUUUAACUGUUACCUGAGUAAUAAUCGUGUUUCUGUUAAUCUUACUAUCGAUUUUGUACUUACUUUCGUCGGCGUAGUCAUUCAUUCACAUAAAUAUACAUUUCUUUAUAACUGGUGUCUGUGUGCACGUCUACUGUUCACUUAUUUCAUCAAUUGUUUCUGACAUAUAUAAAUCAAGUAUGAAGUUGAUCACUUCAUCCGAUCACAUGCUGCAUGUUCACAUUUUCGUACACGUUCGAUAUCUUCAUUUUUUGUUUGUCUAACGAUGGAGAUGCAUGAAAUAAACCAUUCCUAACAUAUUCCUUACUAGAGUUUUUAAAAUCACUUCCAACGCUAUUGGUAUGAAAAGAUAUUCAAAUUUAAACUGAGAUAUAUUAAUAUUGGAUAAGUAAAACGUGGGAAUAUAAACGAGUCAGUUGCGCUUGUACAACACAAAAUCAUGUCAACAAUAGAACCUUUGAAAUCCAGGAAAUCCUGGGCAUUUAAUUUCCAACUGCUUUUGGGAUUCUCAGGAUUGGAUAUACAAGACAUUCAGUUUUCGUUCACAUGGAUAUAAAUCAUGUUACUUUUGUAAGAACGGUGAAAGAAUAAUGUUGAAUCACCAUAUGCAAAACCAGUCUACUCAAAUUCUGGACUACUGUAAUCACUCAAUACUAAUGUUUGAAAACCAGAUUAUUUUAUCUUACAAUUAACUCUUCACAGAUAGGUAUUUUUAAAAAUGGAUCCAAAUCGACUUGGUCAUAUCCAAUUACUGGAUAUUAAACGAUUUUUCAAUACUCCUAAAUGGGCUGUGAAUCAACUGGGUACUAAUAUAGCUCAUUCACUACCGGAUGUUUUGAAAAUUUUCGAAAAAUUCGUUCAUGUUCAAAAACGCCUAGAGUAUACAGAAUUCGAAGUAUAUUAUCAAGCUGUUUCGAUUACUUUAGGAGAAUGUCCUGUUGAUCAGUUAAGAUCAGAUGCAGCUUAUAUGGAUUUAUGUUCAUUGCUUCCAUCAAGUGAGUGCGCUCAAAACUAUUUUCUAGGUGAAAACAUAAAUGAUUCCUGUGAUACAUUUAUAAAAUUAAUACAAGAUACAUGGUGCAUUUGAUUGUCUAUGCUGUGAUAAUGAUGAUCAUGAUAAACGCAUAGAAUAAUUCAGACAAACUUGCUUCCACAUAUUUAUAUUUAAACAUGCAGCUGUCACUAAUUGUUCUAUAUAACGUUGUGUUUUCAUCUACCUAAUUUGUUUUUUAAUCUUUUUUAUGAAGUUAUGAUUUUGAUAUGUUCGUAAUAAAUUUGGGAUUUUUGUUC
Schistosoma bovis is the source of this 3021-nucleotide messenger RNA. The record is from the annotation of a GenBank genome assembly. Lineage: Eukaryota; Metazoa; Platyhelminthes; Trematoda; Strigeidida; Schistosomatidae.